Messenger RNA from Tripterygium wilfordii, 1287 nucleotides. Its product is annotated as acetylserotonin O-methyltransferase-like. The record is from RefSeq and is a predicted model, not a curated record. NCBI's taxonomy places the organism in Eukaryota, Viridiplantae, Streptophyta, Magnoliopsida, Celastrales, Celastraceae. Gene Ontology annotation, molecular function: O-methyltransferase activity; protein dimerization activity; S-adenosylmethionine-dependent methyltransferase activity. The transcript has 2 exons. Gene Ontology annotation, biological process: methylation. Bases 25 to 1080 code for a protein of 351 amino acids.
UAACUCACAUCCAGAGUGACAAUCAUGGGAGAAAACAAAUUAGAUACAAACAAGACAGUGAAGGGAGAAGAAGAAAUAUGGAGAUACGUAUUUGGUUUUGUGAAUAUGGCAGCAGCAAAGUGUGCCAUUGAGCUUGGCAUAGCUGAUGUUAUAGAAAACCACAAAACUCCCAUCACAGGUUCAGACUUAGCCUCCAUAAUUGGCUGUGAACCAUCUUUUCUCCACCGAAUUAUGCGAUUUCUAGUCCAUGAACGUGUAUUUAAAGAGGAACCCACGAGCCAAGGCACGAUGGGUUAUGUGCAAACACCUCUGUCGCGUCGACUACUGAGUCGAGGAGGAGAGAAUAGCUUGGCUGAUCUUCUUCUGUUAGAGAGCAGCCCUGUUAUGCUGGCACCUUGGCAUCAUCUAAGCACCCGAAUACGUGCAAUUAGUGCUACUACUGCGUUUGAAGGCGCUCAUGGCAAGGAUGUGUGGGCAUAUGCAGAAGCUGAUUCUGCUUACAGCAAACUCAUCAAUGAUGCAAUGGCUUGUAAUGCAAUAAUUGUAGUGCCUGCGAUACUUGAAGGGUGUGGAGAGGUGUUUGAUGGGGUUUCUUCAUUGGUGGAUGUUGGUGGAGGUAAUGGCACAACUUUGAGUAUGUUGGUCAAGUCAUGUCCAUGGAUGACAGGCAUCAAUUUUGAUCUUCCUCACGUUGUGUCUGCUGCGACAGAGUGUUCUGGUGUUCAACAUGUUGCAGGUGACAUGUUUGAUAAUAUUCCAAAGGCUGAUGCUGUCUUUAUCAAGUGGGUUUUGCAUGACUGGGGAGAUGAUGAAUGCAUCCAAAUCCUGAAGAACUGCAGGGAAGCAGUACCAAGUGAUAAAGGGAAGGUUAUAAUUGUAGAAGCUGUGAUUAAAGAGGAGGGAGGGGACAAGCUAGAGGGUGCAAGGUUAAUGUUAGACAUGGCAAUGAUGGCUCAUACAACCCAAGGAAAAGAAAGGACUUUGAAGGAGUGGGAUUAUGUUCUUAAGGAGGCUGGAUUUAGCAAAUAUAACAUCAACCCCAUUCGUGCUCUACAAUCCGUUAUCGAGGCUUUUCCUUGAUCUAUCAUGCUAUUGAUAAAAAUGUAUUGUGUUUUGUGAUUGAUCUUUGAACCUUUCUGUAAUAGCUUCCUUGUUCAUAUGGAAGCUGCUUAAUAAAAUAAUGAACAUCUUUACCCUUGUUGGUGUUGUUUGUCCUAAAAAAAAAAGGUCUUGUAAUGGGUUUUGCAUGAUUUUGGGAAUGAUCAAGACUGAGAAAGAUAUUUGUCU